AUGGGCAACGAGCGAGCAGUGGAGCGUGAUAUCGAACGCACGCUACAAGAGAAAAGUCGUCGCAAGGGAGACCGGCCAAGCCUGAAGCAAGAGUUCAUAGGUGGCCGUGGCCAGGAGCACAUCCCGGGCAACAGGGACUUGAUCUCACAGACGAACGCGCAGAAGGUUGCGUAUCGCGAUCGCUAUAGUCACCCACAGCCCGCUUUGAAUGGACAAUCUGAGGAAGUCAGUUCAGCGCGCUCGAAGUCAAAGGUCUGUGUGUGCUAG
Messenger RNA from Fulvia fulva, 267 nucleotides. RefSeq lists its product as uncharacterized. The transcript has a single exon. The record is from RefSeq and is a predicted model, not a curated record. Lineage: Eukaryota; Fungi; Ascomycota; Dothideomycetes; Mycosphaerellales; Mycosphaerellaceae. Bases 1 to 267 code for a protein of 88 amino acids.